UAUUGUUUUUGCUUUUUUUUUCCCGUCCCCGCGACUCCGGUCACUGCCAUGUCUUCCGGCGUGACAGUCUCUAAUGAAGCCAAGACAGUGUAUGAGGAGGUGAAGAAGGAUAAGAAGUACCGCUACAUCAUCUACCACAUCAAGGAUGAGCGGGUCAUCGACGUGGAGACCACGGCAGAGCGUUCGGCCACCUAUGCGGACUUUUUGGAGCAACUGCAAAACUACAAGAACGAGUGCCGCUACUGUGUCUUCGACUUCCCUGCCUCCAUCCGCGCUGAGGGUGCUUCUGAAUGCGCCAUGUCCGUCGACCGCCUUGUCCUCAUGACCUGGUGUCCCGAGCAGGCAAAGAUCAAGCAGAAAAUGCUGUACUCCAGCAGCUACGACGCGCUCAAGAAGGCCCUCGUGGGCGUCUACAAGUACGUCCAGGCGUGCGACUUUGAAGAAGUCAGUCAGGAGGCAAUAGAGGCCGCCUUCCACUCAUCGCGCAAGUAGGGACAUACGCAACACUCGUCACGGGCUGAGGCACCACCCUCCUUUUUGGUUUUUUUUUUUUUGUUUUUCUUCGCCUCCACAGAUUUUUUUUUUCCAAGUUUACACGAAACAAGGGGGGUCGUAAAGAAAGAAGUUUCCACUUCUGGUCGACAUGGAAAGUAAGGAAGCAAGCAGCUGGAGCGACGGCAAGCGUGUGCAUGCACUCCCUCUGCUAGAGUGUCAAGACCGGCCGCGCCUUUCGUUUGCGGUUGUUUCUGCCGGUGGGUGCUUUCCUCCGACGGCUUCUUACAAUCGAACCCCUGGUACCCUGCUGUGCCGAACCCUGUCGAACUUCGUUUUUUUUUUUUCCUCCACUGUUCGAUUACUAUUCUGGAUGUUCACGUUUAACCAUUUCUUUUCAGUCUCCUUCAACGUUGAACAGAAUCUGCCACGCCCCUUCUCCGCAAAAGAAGUGUAAAACCGGUUGAUAGUGGACUGCAUUACUGGCACUUUUGAGACUUCGAACAAGUUUCAUUGUUGUGUUGUUUUGCUCUUUUUUUUCUGUGUUAACCAGUAAAGCAAAGUUUCACUUGGCGAUCUUAAUAUGUUCAAGCACUUUGCAUAGCACAGAGGCAUUUUGAAUGGCUGGUGUGAGCGGUGCUCAUUUGUUAGUGUAUAAUUGAGCUCUACAGCGCAAUUUUUUUCCCCACUCUUAGCUUGGGGGCAACGGGGUUAAAAAAAGAGGGUUUCAGGGUUCCUUUUUAUCGGAGUUGUGGUCUUUUUUUUUUUUUUUUUUCCUGGACGCUUGCUGCAGUUCAUUCAGCCAAUUAUUUUUCACAUGUGCUAGUGUGUUUACCCACUUAUAACUAUUUAUUGAGUCACGAGGUUGUUUCUAUUGUUCUCCAUUUUUUUUCUGCCGGCAUUUUCAAUUAAGUUUGAAUGACAGUAAAUUUAUUAUUUUGAGUGAUGCGCGCAGUCCUUGUUCCACUUUUUUUUUCCUUAUCCAAUUGCUCUAGGCUUUUUUUUUAUCUCGUAUAACUGUGUACAUGGACAAGUGCGAGGUGUGUUUUGUACACCGGCAACAAGCGAACGUGCUCUGGAUAAAUAAUUGCGGAAGCAAGCCCCCCCUUUUUUUUUCAUGUGGUCCGCACGGAGAUGCCAUCGCAUCUUCCUGUUACGGGUGGGCUGAAUUGGAUGGAAAAAAAUUUUUUUCUUGUGCCCUGGGGAAUGAAUCAAUCUGGUGAACACUGAUGCAAAUAAAAAGUAUGAAAAUUUUUAUAAAGC
Messenger RNA from Rhipicephalus microplus (southern cattle tick), 1755 nucleotides. It is a transcript of the gene tsr, whose product is annotated as Cofilin/actin-depolymerizing factor homolog tsr. The record is from RefSeq and is a predicted model, not a curated record. Gene Ontology annotation, molecular function: actin binding. Gene Ontology annotation, cellular component: actin cytoskeleton. Gene Ontology annotation, biological process: actin filament depolymerization. NCBI's taxonomy places the organism in Eukaryota, Metazoa, Arthropoda, Arachnida, Ixodida, Ixodidae.